This is a messenger RNA of Trematosphaeria pertusa, 1146 nucleotides long. RefSeq lists its product as uncharacterized. The record is from RefSeq and is a predicted model, not a curated record. Lineage: Eukaryota; Fungi; Ascomycota; Dothideomycetes; Pleosporales; Trematosphaeriaceae. Bases 458 to 1135 code for a protein of 225 amino acids. The transcript has 2 exons.
CGCGCAUACUCUCGACUAUGUAUUAACAAAGGCUUUCUAAUAUUACGUAGCCCACCGAGGCUUAGCCGUAAUACGGAUCGUUGGGUCAAGAUACCUAGAUACACCACGGGAGAUCCCAGGCUCUACUGACUCUGAUCUGCGCAAGGAUUAGCGACUCGGAUAUAUCCCUCCGUCCUCAGUUCCGAUUCUCCAUAGUCAAUUGAUUAUCAUGGAUAGAGGUAGCUAGCGGUAGAUCUGCUCAACUGCUGCAUGGAUCCCAGCCUUCUGCGACGGGUCCAAUCAGGCAGGGUUUAACCGACCACUCAGCGUGCGCGUCAGAAUGAAAGUUAAUGGAAACUAGAUUCCACACCAGGACGGCACUUCGAUUCCUCGUGGCGCGCACCUCUAUAUCUCCGAUCGAUACUUGGAUUUCUUGAAGCUCCGGUCGAAGCCGCCACAGCUUUUGCACUGCCCUACGAUGCGACUUCACACUAGGACUGCAGCCCUAGCGGGCUUCAUCCUCGGCCUCGCACCCAUCAUCAACGCUGUUCCAAAUGUCACAGCAGUACCACUCCUAAUCGACUGCUCGCCCUACCCGGCGUACAACCCCGCCACCUCGCAAGCCGGCCCCUUCACCGUCAUCGCCGACUCCACCGGCUCCUCGAUCGACGGCUUAAGCGUGAGCGCCGAGAGCUUCACAAACAAUGGCGUAGACCGAUACGGAUUCAUAACACUCCCGAAACAAAACCCCUUCGCCACCGCACCUAACAUAACCCUCCGCUGCCUCUCCCACACCCUGCAAGCCCGCAUCCCCAGCGGCCCCUUCGGCAACGCCACAACCUGGGUCGACCUCGCUAUUGCACCGCAGGAAAACUGGCAGGCGUCGCUCAGCUUCGGGCUCACGAGCGUCGAGACACCCGGCAUACCGGUCGAGCCGUAUGCGCAUUACAUCAAUGGGACGAGGCUGCCGGGAGUGUUUCUGGGCGCGAAGGGGACGACGAAAUGGUUUUUCAAGUAUAAUUGGGGUGGGAACGCGGGAGAGUAUUACUUGUUGAGGCUGAUGAGUGGAGUCUGGGGGGAGGGAGGGAUGCGGAAGCGGCAGCAGCUUCCAAUGCCUGAUGAUAGGAAUUGGGAAGGAUUCUUGAGGGUCGCCUGAUGGAGAGUGAC